CAGCUCCAGAGCAGUUCCCGCGUUUGAUGAGUAGAAGCAAAAGCGUGAAACUGGAUUUGCUGGAAUUUUCGCAAUGGAUGACCUGUAUUUAGACAACAUAGACGAAUUCGUCAAUGACCAAAAUAAGAUCGUCACCUACAAAUGGCUUAGUUUAACUCUUGGGGUCCAUGUGAACACAGCCAAACAAAUGUUGUAUCAUUACUUGGAGCAGAAGCGCAAGGAAAGUUCAAAGACUCCCCUUCAUGCCACCUACCUCAUAUCUGGCAAGUGUUCGGAGAAUGGUAGCAUGUGCCAUAAAGUGUCAGUUGUCCGAGAGGAUAAGCUUGAGGAUGUAAAAGCAAAGAUGGAUGUGACCAUCAGUGUGCAUGUGUACAGUUUGCAGAGAGCAGAACUUAAGGAUAGUGCUCCACUCUACAGUACAGAUUAUGACGCUGUUAAGGAGAACCUGAAAAACUGCAGCAAGUACAGUGCCAUACGCUGUGCUGCAGCCGUCCCUUUGUCAUCUGCAGUGCUGCAGAGAGCUCAGGAUUUAACCCCUCCAGCCCAAAAGGAGAUCAGUAAACCUGGCUUGAGUGAAAAUUCUUCUGCUACCUCCAAACCCAGUACUAAACAGGCAUCAGGCAUCAUGGGCAUGUUUGCAAGCAAAAAUGCUGCCCGGAGCCAAGAAUCCAGCAAAGAAGUGAAAACGGAGCAGAAAGAUGAUUCGUCUCUAGUUGAAACAUCAAAUAAACAGCCAUCCUCCAAAGCAAACCCAAUGAGUAACUUUUUUGGAAAGUCUGCUCAAAAAAAGAGUGACGAAAAACCCAAUAAAAGCAUCAAAGAAGAGAUAGAUGUAGGCUCAACAACAUCCACUACUGUGAGUAUGAAACAGUCGCAGCCAUCUCCCAAACCUGAGUGUGGCAUUAAGGAGGAACAACCUAAGGUGUCCAACUCUCUGAAGGAAGAAACACAAGAUAGUUGCAAUAAAACAAAGCGCUCUGAGCCUUUGGACAGUGAAGAUGAGAAAAUGGAAAGCCAACAGAAGAAGAGACGGAGGAUAAAGAAGCCCCAGGCAGACAGCAGUGAUGAUGAUGACGUUGUUCCAGAUUCUCCACCCCCUGUGCCUAAUGUGCAUACUCCCAGCCCAGAAGAUCAAGUGAAGAGAGAGCCACACCAAGAAGAGAGCUCUGAGGUCAAGAGGAGGAAAAGGAGGCGUGUAUUGAAGUCCCGCACAUUUGUUGAUGAAGAAGGCUCCUUUGUUACAGAGAAGGGUUAUGUGAGUGAGUCUUACUCUGAGAGUGAAGAGUCUGAACCCAACAGUCAAGCCAAGGACACAAGCUCACUCAAGCAGUCAUUUGGAAAAAGAGAAGACGAGAAAAAAGAAAAGCGUCAGAAGAAGACCACUGUGGCUAAUAAAACAACAAAACAGCCAUCCAUCAUGGGAUUUUUUCAGAAGAAAUGAAUUUUGCCUUUCAUGAGCUUUUAAGCAAUUAGUUCUCAGUAGUGACCUACCCACAUUGUUUCCCAUGAACCACAGAUUAUAAACAGGAUAUAUAUCAUCUUUCACUGAAAUGCUCUUCAGAGAUGAGACCAGAGUAGAUUUCUGCUUCUACUUCAUAUCAGAAUUUUAUAUGCUGAACUUCAGUCCUGGGACUGUUGUGAUGGUGUGUUGUAGUCUGUAAAUUAAGUGGUCUUUCCUUGCAAAUUUGUGUUACGUAACUGCUUUGUGGAAUGAAUUUUCAAAAGAUUGUGAAUUCGUUUUUUUGUCAAUGUUUAUGACCAUUUAAUGUUUCUGAAUAAUGUUUCUGAAUAAUAAAUCAAAGAUAG
Molecule: messenger RNA, 1806 nt
Organism: Xyrauchen texanus (razorback sucker)
Lineage: Eukaryota; Metazoa; Chordata; Actinopteri; Cypriniformes; Catostomidae
Gene: pold3
Product: polymerase (DNA-directed), delta 3, accessory subunit
Exons: 12
Coding region: 74-1441 (455 amino acids)
Biological process (GO): DNA strand elongation involved in DNA replication; DNA synthesis involved in UV-damage excision repair; nucleotide-excision repair, DNA gap filling
Cellular component (GO): nucleus; delta DNA polymerase complex
Molecular function (GO): DNA-directed DNA polymerase activity
Source: RefSeq, a predicted model, not a curated record